CCCAAGCACUGAAAGUCAGUGCUCGAAGUGCACAAGUGCGCGGUAGUAGACACAGCCAGUGUGUUGCUGCUUAAUUGCUGGUGAUAUGAAAGAGUAAUUCAAAUGGUGCUUGUGUGUAUGGUUUUGUUGCAAGAAUUUAAUUUUUUAGAAAGGAGUGUUGCAGCGUUUCAUUGGGCAUAGAUGUGAGUUGUUAAUUUCCAAGUGCUAUCUGAUUGGCUUGUGUGUAGAGUUUUGACAUAACGAGCCAAAUUCUGCAAAAAGUGUGUGAGCAAUAGGAAAAAACUGUAACUGCGCAAUGUAUUUACACAUUGGUUCCACUAGAAGGAGCCAUGCAAACACUGUGCAGAGUAGACCGCGUCUGUCUUCUUUGGUUGUCUCCGAAACACGGUAGUACAGAAAUGGAUGGAGUCUGUCCUGACAUGUUUUGUAACUGAGAUUUUGCUAUACUAGCUAGCAUGCCCAUAGAUGGUAGCGAGGAUCAGGUGCCCCCAUCCAAAUACAGCGCUGCAUUCACCCGGGGAGAUGCAAAGGAGGAUGGGGCUGCCCAGGUCUCCAUCCAGGGGACCAGCGGGGAUUCUGAGCCUUCAGAAACCUGCCCAAACGACACUGGACCGAGCGAUCGCAGCAGUGGUUGUAAAAGAUCCAAGGCCCUGCUCCAGAUUAACCGUCAGUGUAUCCAGGCGGCAAGUGCCAGUUCUGGGGCUGCGGAACUGCAGGGCCUUGGCGUGGCGGUGUACGACCAGGAUGUUCUGGAACAGGGCGUGCUGCAGCAAGUGGACCAGGCCAUCCAGGAGGCUGGCCAGGCUGCAGCCAAGGCAGAGGCCGAGAAGGAGUACCAGUCAGUCCUGGAUGAUGUCAGGUCAUGCACUGCUGCUCUAAAGCACAUCAACAAGAUCAUAGACCAGCUGACUCCCUUCUCUGCCUCCAGCAAGGACAUCAGCAGGAAGGUGGAGUCCGUCAGACGCCAGAAAGAGAACAAGGAGAAGCAGCUGAGGAAGAUCAGGGCCAAGCAGCGGAGGCUGCAGGCGGUGCUGGGAGGAGAGGAUGCCCUCCGGGUGGAGACUGAGCUACUGGCUGAGGACGAUGGGGAGGAAGAGCCAGGCCCCUCCACCCUGGGAAGCAUGCUGAUGCCCUCCCAGGAGACCGAGUGGGAGGAGCUUAUCCGGACCGGUCACAUGACCCCGUUCGGGACCAGGAUCCCUCCAAAGGAGGAGAAGAAGAAGGAACCCAGGAAGCUGAUGCUGUCCGAGAACACCGGGUUCGACCUCUACCUGGCUGACCAAGCUCAGCUGGCCGGAAGAGGAAGAGAAGAGAAGAGGAAGAGACACACACCUCUGAAGAGAAAGAAGAUGGCAGUUGAGGGCGAUGGGAGGAAGAGCAGCGGGCAGUCAGUGUCCUCCUCUUCCUCUUCGCUAAAGGACAAGCUUCAGAACCGCAUUCGCAAGCUCCAGAGAAGUGCCUUAAGGGCCCAACCUAAGGCCAGGGCCAAGGGGGAGCCCCAGGCGCCCAAGCCCAGGAGGAAGCAGCGUGUCGGAGGAGAGGAGACGGACAGCGAGGGGUCUGAGUACCUGCCCAGUGAUGAGGGGAUGGACCUUGAGAAAGAGGAAAGGGAGGCCGCGGAGGAAGGUUGGGGAGGGGAGGAUGAGGAGGGGUACAGCCUGAAGCCCUACAGGACAAAGAGCGAUGGAAAAGGGACGAAGAAGGGGAAGAAUAAGAAGGAGGAGAGCGAGGAGGAGUAUUGCCCCAGCAGCUCCGAGGAAGAGGAGGAAAAUGGAAAAAAGGGACAGGAGAAGAAAUUCAAAGAUGACGGCGAUAUAGAGUUCUACAAACAGAGGAUACGGAAAUGGAAGAGGCAGCGGUUAAGAGAGAGGGAGGAGAGGAGAGAGAGAGGAGAGGAGGAGGAGGAUGACAGUGAUGCAGAGUUUGAUGAGGGGUUCAAAGUACCUGGUUUUCUCUGGAAAAAACUCUUCAAGUACCAGCAGACAGGUGUGCGUUGGAUGUGGGAGCUGCACUGUCAGCAGGCUGGAGGGAUUCUGGGUGAUGAGAUGGGAUUGGGUAAAACCAUCCAGGCCAUCGUUUUCCUCGCCGCGCUGAGCUAUAGCAAGCUCAGAACACGAGGGUGCAACUACAGGUACACGGGCCUGGGUCCUACUGUCAUCGUGUGCCCAGCUACGGUCAUGCACCAGUGGGUCAGGGAGUUCCAUACCUGGUGGCCCCCUUUCCGGGUGGCUGUCCUGCACGACACCGGCUCCUUCACCAGCAACAAGGAGAAGCUGAUCCCAGAGAUCGCAGAGUGUCACGGCGUCCUCAUCACUUCCUACUCAGCUGUGCGGAUGAUGCAAGACAGACUGCAGCGCCACAACUGGCACUACGUCAUCCUGGAUGAGGGACACAAGAUACGCAACCCCAAUGCUGGGGUCACCACUGCUGUCAAGCAGUUCCGUACUCCCCACAGGUACAUCCUGUCCGGCUCCCCCAUGCAGAACAACCUGAAGGAACUCUGGUCCCUGUUUGACUUUGUCUUCCCUGGAAAGCUGGGCACGCUGCCAAUCUUCAUGGAGCAGUUCUCUGUACCCAUCACCAUGGGGGGCUACAGUAAUGCCUCACCUGUGCAGGUCCAGACAGCCUACAAGUGUGCGUGCGUUCUGAGGGACACCAUUAACCCUUACCUGCUCAGACGCAUGAAGGCAGACGUCAAGGCAAACCUCAACCUGCCCGACAAGAACGAACAGGUUCUGUUCUGCAGGCUGACCGAGGACCAGCGCCACGUGUAUCAGAACUUCCUGGACUCCAAAGAAGUCUACCAGAUGCUGAAUGGAGAUAUGCAGGUAUUCUCGGGCCUCAUCGCCAUGCGUAAGAUCUGUAACCACCCAGAUCUGUUCUCCGGAGGCCCAUGUAUGCUGAGGAACAUUCCGGAAGACCAGAUGAAGGAAGAGGAGCACUUUGGCUACUGGAAACGCUCGGGCAAACUGAUGGUGGUGGAGUCUCUCCUCAGGCUGUGGUUCAAACAGGGCCACCGUGUGCUGCUCUUCACCCAGUCCAGACAGAUGUUGGAGAUUUUGGAGGUGUUCCUAAGAAAGAACAGCUACACCUACCUGAAGAUGGAUGGUACCACCACAAUAGCGUCCCGACAGCCUCUCAUCGCCCGAUACAACCAGGACAAGUCGAUUUUUGUCUUCCUGUUGACCACUAGAGUGGGGGGGCUGGGCGUCAACCUGACUGGAGCUAACAGAGUCAUCAUCUAUGAUCCUGACUGGAACCCCAGCACCGACACCCAGGCUAGAGAGCGUGCGUGGAGGAUUGGUCAGAAGCUGCAGGUGACUGUCUACAGACUGCUUACUGCUGGGACCAUCGAGGAAAAGAUCUACCACAGGCAAAUCUUCAAACAGUUCCUGACCAAUCGGGUCCUAAAGGAUCCCAAACAGAGGCGAUUCUUCAAGUCUAACGACAUCUAUGAGCUCUUCACCUUGUCUAACCCAGACGGGUCACAGGGAACAGAGACCAGCGCCAUCUUCGCAGGUACGGGUUCCGAUGUUCAAGCUCCAAAGAAGCCUGUGAGGUCAUCCUCACACAAGUCCAACCACUCCAGCCAUGCUCUCAAAAGUUCUCCAGCCAGUCACUUUGCUGCAUCUACUAGGAGCAAACACUCCUCUGCCAACCACAUUCCUGAAGACGGUUCCACCCGUCUCCAUAGUAUUGACUCUCAGAACCAAACAAAAAGGUUGAUUGACAGCCAAAGCCCCAAUCAGAAUGGGGCUAUGUCAACGGAUGGACAACACACACAGCACGCACACGCACAUCCGGACCUGGCGCAGAAACAUGGACCAAAACAUACAGGCUUAGACCAUGGUGCUAGUCCUGACACACACACACUCAGGGAUAAACAGAGACCCAGGGACCACACCCUUGUCAGCUCUCAGAAGCGCAGAGAGAAGAGGAAGCACUGUGACCAGGCCGACUCUGACGGACGCAGACAUGGGAAGCACAGGCGCCAGCGGGAUGCCAAGUUCGAAGGUCACCGCAUCCCUCAUCUGGUGAAGAGGAGAACCUUCCAGAAGGAGGAGGAGGAACAGGCGGUGACAAAGGACCAGAGGAAGAGUGAUGACUACGUCCUGGCUAAGCUGUUCAGGAAGUCAGGCAUCCACAGUGUGAUGCAGCAUGACUCGAUCAUGGAGGCAUCCAACCCAGACUUUGUCCUAGUGGAGGCGGAGGCUAACAGGGUGGCCAGGGACGCUCUCAGGGCCCUCAAGGUGUCACGGCAACAGUGCAGGCUGCCUUACAACAGACCUCCUCCACCACCUGCCAGGAAGCGUUUUGGUCAGAAGAAAAACUCUCUCCUGUCUGAGCAUACUGCUGUAGCUGCUCCAGCUCCUGACAAGUGCAAGGAUGCUGCCAUCAUAAAGAAGUCCAUCCUCAGAAAGACCACUCCAGGCUCCCUCUUCAGUGGGGAGAGUGGAGAGUCUACCUCCUCCCCCCUCUCCUCAUCCUCCUUGCUGGCCAAGAUGAAGGCCCGCAACCACCUCAGUCUGCCCGCCUGCCAAGAGGGAGAUGGGGGUGGUGAGGAGGAGGGAGGGGGGGAUGAAGGGGGUGCACGCAGCGCCACCCCCGCUCCCCCCACGGAGCACGACGAGCUGCUGGUGGACCUGCGUAACUUUGUGGCCUUCCAGGCCACUGUGGACGGGCAAGCCAGCACCCAGGAGGUCCUGGAGUACUUCACCCCCAGGCUGACCCAGCAGCAGACCCCCGUGUUCAGAGAGCUUUUACGCAACAUCUGUGACUUCCACAGGACACCCGGACAGGAGGGCACCUGGAGGCUGAAGGAGAACUACCGCUGAGGAGGGGAGGAGUAAAGGGUGUGGGGGGGGGGG
This is a messenger RNA of Hypomesus transpacificus, 4868 nucleotides long. RefSeq names its product excision repair cross-complementation group 6 (gene ercc6). Lineage: Eukaryota; Metazoa; Chordata; Actinopteri; Osmeriformes; Osmeridae. Gene Ontology annotation, molecular function: ATP-dependent chromatin remodeler activity; ATP binding. The record is from RefSeq and is a predicted model, not a curated record. Gene Ontology annotation, biological process: transcription-coupled nucleotide-excision repair. The transcript has 22 exons. Bases 456 to 4835 code for a protein of 1459 amino acids. Gene Ontology annotation, cellular component: nucleus.